UAGGCCUUUAUUGGAAAAUAUAUUUGGGGAAUUCCCAUUAAAAAAAAAGGAUUAUUUGUGGUGUGCGUAUUUGGGGAUAUGGCAGCGACAGCAACGGCGACGGAAGCUCAGAGGAUUUGGUCUUCAGUGAAGCCUCGCCGGCGGCCAAAUCCGACAGUAGAGCGUAGUAGUAUUCCGGCCAGAAUUGGCAUCUGCAACCCAAUUCCUUUUCUUUCUACGUCUUUUAAGACCUCUUCGUAUUCUUUUAUAGUUCGAGCCUCCGAGGAACCUCAAACCCAAGAAGCUGCAAAUUCCGGCUCCAAUGACCCCGACCGUGCCUUCAUUUCUCAGGAGGAUGUGAGCUACGUGUGGAAAUUAGGAGCAGGUUCUAUUGUUGGUGCAGCUGUGAUAAAGUAUGGAAGUGUCAUUUUCCCCGAGAUAACACGACCGGACAUUUUGGUGGCCUUGAUUAUGAUUUUUACUCCAGUUAUUAUUGCUGUUUUGCUCUUGAUUAGGCAAAGUCGCCUGGAACAAUAACACUGGGAACUUUCAUAUAACAUUUUAUCACAUAUUGCACUGGUGGAAAAGAAUGUACAGAGAUCCAUUCGGUACAUGCAAUGCAAGUAGUUUCAAUGGAAUAUAUGUUUGUUCACAGUGCUGGAGCAAUGUUGCAGUCGAUGAAUGCCCUAAGGAAUUUGCCAAUUUGGUAAUGUUACUUUGAUGAUGAAAUCACUUCUGCUUGUCACGUUUCUUCUUGUUGUGACAAGAAAUGGACUAUGAUCAUGAUUCUUGUCUACAAUUUUCAUCAAAUUUCAAUCAAUAAUUCUAUGAA
Camellia sinensis is the source of this 811-nucleotide messenger RNA. RefSeq names its product homoserine O-acetyltransferase. NCBI's taxonomy places the organism in Eukaryota, Viridiplantae, Streptophyta, Magnoliopsida, Ericales, Theaceae. The record is from RefSeq and is a predicted model, not a curated record.